AUGAAAAAAGGAUCGCAAUGCAUCGCUCGAACGAUCAAUCUCUCAAAUACGAAGAACUCCGCUCCGCCACGCCAGGUCCAGAAGCUUGUCAACGCGGACGUGAGGACUCCAUGUCCGGACUCUAGAUCAUCGUACAGAAGUUCACGGCCAGUCCCAGUCCGCGUCUGCAUGCGUCGCGACGUCGAGAGGACGCUUCCACCUAAGCUGUGCGAAUGUUCCCAAAAACCACCGCCUGAAACGCUGGUGACGAAAAUACGAUGGUUGGCUAACGGUCUUCUGAAAUCCGUCAUUGCCGCAGGCCUUGUCUACUGGACAACAGCCGAAGGCGUCUGGGGCGACUCUGAGGAAACUGAAAAUCUUUAUGGCCGAAUCGUCAAGUCAGUGUCCCCUGUUCUUCAGAACGUUGUCGAUGUCAAGGAUACGAAGGUUCCACACCUGGAAAACGUGAGGCACAAACUAUUGGACGGUUACAACAGAGCUGUACUGAGUAUAGUGGGACUGACGAUCGGCGUUCCGACGAAGCUGGAGGAAAAGAUAUCCGAG
Neodiprion fabricii is the source of this 543-nucleotide messenger RNA. RefSeq lists its product as uncharacterized. Lineage: Eukaryota; Metazoa; Arthropoda; Insecta; Hymenoptera; Diprionidae. The annotation marks the transcript as partial. The transcript is spliced from 3 exons. The record is from RefSeq and is a predicted model, not a curated record.